Messenger RNA from Dichomitus squalens LYAD-421 SS1, 512 nucleotides. RefSeq lists its product as uncharacterized. Bases 22 to 243 code for a protein of 73 amino acids. NCBI's taxonomy places the organism in Eukaryota, Fungi, Basidiomycota, Agaricomycetes, Polyporales, Polyporaceae. The transcript is spliced from 3 exons. The record is from RefSeq and is a predicted model, not a curated record. Gene Ontology annotation, biological process: DNA-templated transcription. Gene Ontology annotation, cellular component: RNA polymerase III complex; RNA polymerase II, core complex; RNA polymerase I complex. Gene Ontology annotation, molecular function: DNA-directed RNA polymerase activity; DNA binding; zinc ion binding.
CUUGCCACCACCUCUUCCCACAUGAGCUCGCAGCAAGGCAACAACUACGGCAACGGUGGCUACGGCGGUAAUCCCGGGCAGUCGUUCAUGCCCCAGCAGCGGCAGGAGAUGUCGUACUUGUGUGCAGACUGCGGCGCGUCGAACGAGAUUCGGCCUCGCGAGCCCAUCCGUUGCAGGCAGUGCGGUCAUCGUAUCAUGUACAAGAAGAGAACAACAAGGAUGGUUCAGUUCGAAGCGCGAUGACAUGACACGCCGCCGCACUGCAUCUCCCUGCUUGUUGUUCUCGUCCUCCUCGGGCUUGGUGGUCUUCCGGAUACACUUUUCUCGCUCCCAUACACGUCAUCAUCAGCAUCCCGUGUCGGUGUUGUUUGCUAUCGCAUUGGCACCCCUCGCUCCGGCAUGCCGAAUACAACGGGUGCUACUCCGCGCGUCCGUCGCGCAAUGUUAACACCCCGACUCUUCACAUGUAUACUAUCACGGCAAUGACAUCCAUCUAGUUCCGUCGCUUCCCC